Molecule: messenger RNA, 6885 nt
Organism: Tetrahymena thermophila SB210
Lineage: Eukaryota; Ciliophora; Oligohymenophorea; Hymenostomatida; Tetrahymenidae
Product: cation channel family protein
Exons: 10
Source: RefSeq, a predicted model, not a curated record
AUGUCUUAAGAUAGAGAAGUCUCUUACUUAAAUAAUUUCAAUUAUAGAGAAAAUAUUUUAAUUAAUGAAGAGGAUCAUAAAUUGUUUUAAGCGUUUCCUUAUAAAUAAAGAGACUGUGAAGUACAAUCAAUAAGCUAUUAUUAAACAAGUAGGAGAGACUUAUCUGCUAAUAAUGAGGAAAAAAAUUAAGAAAAUACGCAAGAUAACACAAUUUUACAAGCAUUAGAUGAAGCAGAAAGGCAAAAAUGCCAAAAUAUUUUAUAGUAAUAAGUAGAUAAAAGUUAAAAUAAGAACUUUUAAAAGUAGAGUUAAAAAAUUUUACAAAGCUAAAAAUUGAUCAUUCUAAAUACUGAUACUAACAUAAAGGAUUUAGUAUAUAAAAAAGAGCAGACAAGUAAACUCAUGAAUAUUCUUAAACUUUUAGUAAAUAUUUAACAUUUCUUUAGAAUACUCUCUAUGAACUCUAGAAUUUUCAAUAAACUUACCUAGCAUUAACAUUAUUUAAUAAGUGAUAUAUCAAGUUCUUAUACGAAAAAUUCAAAGUUAAAAAAGGGUUACAAAAAAUUCAAUCUCUUCAACAACUCUUUAUAUUUUCUUAUUGAGUUAAUUCAUAAGUUAGAUAAAUAUGUAUUUACUCCUUAAAGUAAUUUAAUCAAAGCUUGGGAUAUUCUUCAAUCAUUGCUAAUUAUAUUCUCUACUUUUUUAUUAAAUUUAGAGCUUUUCUUUGCCAUGAAUAUAUCUAGCUUCUAGUUGUUAUUUUAAGUCAUAUUUAUUAUCUCUAUAAUCGAUAUUUUUGUAGGAUUUAACACAGGAGUUCUUAAAAAAGGAAAUAUUAUCAUGGAAAGAAACUUCAUUAUCAAGUCGUUUAUUAAGAAUAGGUUUUUUUUUAUUUUAAUAGGAAAUAUACCUCUCUUUUUUUAUAUUUCAAAAGUAGAAGUUUCUACUUCUAUGAGAGUAUUAAUCAAUAUUUUUUAUGCUUUUAAGUGGAUAAAGGUUUCAGAUGUAUUAAAAUAAGUUGCAUUUUAUGUAUGUUAUGAAAAAGAUCAUAAAAAUAUCUUCGAUCUUUUGAAGCUUCUAAUUUUUGUGGUAGGAAUUUGCCAUAUUUUCUGUUUAUUUUGGCAUGGACUAGUGAUGUUUGAAAUUAAUAAUGGGAUAACAAAUAAUUGGUUGGAAAGUAAAAGCCUACUUGAUGCAUCUAUCUAAGAUAGGUAUAUUUACUCUUUUUACUUUUUAGCUGUUACUAUGGCAACUGUAGGAUAUGGAGAUAUCUCUCCAUAAAAUAAAUUUGAGGUUUUAUUUACAACAGUCACAAUUUUUGUCACAUGCAUAGUUUACGCUUUUAGCUUGAAUACAAUUGGCGCAAUUAUAGAAAAUAUAGAAAAAAAGGACAAAAAAUACAAAGAAAAUUUGUAAAUAAUUCAUGCAUUAAUGAGGGAAGAAGAAGUUUCAAGAAAUCUUAAGAUAAAAAUAUCUGACUAUAUAGAAUAUCUUUAUAAAGAAUCAAAUGAAAUUUAGAGGAAAUAAGAAAAGCUAAUAAUAGAAAAACUUUCCACUAAGUUAAGAAAUGACCUCAAUUUAGAAAUUUAAGGAAAAUACUUAAGUAACAUUCCGUUAUUCAAAUGUAUUAAAGAGAAAGAUAAAGUAGCAAAGAUAAUGGAAGAGUAACUAUAUUCCCCUUCAGAAAUUAUAUUCACUUAAGGAGACAUAGAUGAUUGCUCUCUUUAUUACAUAGUUAAAGGAAGUGUUUCUAUCGUUUUUGAAUCUGGUUAAAAUUCAAAUAGAGAAGCAAAAUAAAUAGAAUUUAAAGAGAAUAAAUAAUAUUUUGGAGAAAUUUCUUUCAUAACUGGAAAUCCUAGAACAUAUACUGCUAAAGCAACUGACUUCUGCAAAAUAUUUAAAAUUAAUAGAGAACAGUUUUUAUCAGUAAUAAAAUAGCAUGAUCAAGAUUAUGAAAAUUUUUAAAUGAUCAAAGAAGCAGUCACUUUUAGUAAUAAUUUUAAAUUUUGUUCUAUGUUUUGCUCGACAUGUCAAUCUGGAAAACAUUUUUCUAUGCACUGUCCCCGCACUCAUUUAACAUUUACUAAAUAAAUUAUUAUUUCUAGAUAUAAUAGUAGUUCACCAUAAGAAAGAGCUUCAUGUAACAGGAAAAAUACUAAGAAAAAUUACAUACAAAAAAAAAUGUAACUUUAAUAGGCUGUUUUGCAAAUUAAUAAUGUUGAAUCCUUAUCUGAAAUAAUUGAUUUUAUAGAAAACGGAUCUUAUUAUUAAGACCAAAUAGAAAAUGAUGCUAAUUGUAAAUAAGAAAUUCAAUUAGGAUCAGAAAGAGGAAUACGUUUAAGAAAUAAUACUCUAUCUUCAAAUUUAAUUACCACAAAAAAUGAGAAUUUUGGAAGUUAAUUAGAAACUAUAAGAAAGGCUUAAAAAUCAAUAGAAAGCCAACAAGAAAGAACUAUUGAUUAUUUAAAAAGAUAGAGUAAAAGUUAUUUAAAUUAAUAAAACAAUUUACAACUCACUUUCGAUCAAAACAAUUAGGCAUAAAAAUAAACAAAAAAAUCAUUCCUUUAUUCAGCCAGCCAAAACUAACAAUUUAUUUAAGAGCUUUAAAAAUAGGAGCUAAUAGAUAUUAAAUAAAAUUCAUCAACGAAUAACGAUGAAUUAUAACCAUAAUCUUAGUCUUCAAUAUCAUCAUUAACUUCUUAAAAUGAAAAAACUAAUUCAAUUGAUUCAAGUUUAAGCAUAGAAAAUAAAAUAGAAAAUAAUUCUAAACAGAAAAAAAGCUUUUUAACACCAAAUUCUUUAGAAGACAAGUAAAACUAAAAUUAAAUUGCAUUUGAAUAAAAAGAAGAGUUGUUGAUGCAAAAAAGGUAUUCUUAAAUUUCUUAGAGAAGAUAAUCAAAUAAAAAUAAUACAAGUAAAUUAAUCAAUAACAGUUCAAAAAACAUAAUUUUAAAUAGUGAUGUAAAUGAUUAGCAAUUACAAUAUAAUAGGUAUAAUGAUAAGCAAAAAAAUAAUAAUUCAUAAUAAAAUGAUAGAGCAACGAAUUUAAUUUUUCUAGCAAAAGAACCUAAUCAGUUAGAAAAUAAUUAAAAUGCAAUUUAAUACAAUACCUCUAAAAUAACAGAAGGAUAAAUGACUAAAAUUAGCAAUUUCCAAAUAUCUGCUGAACCUUUAACAUUAAAGUAAUUUCAGUAGCGGUCUUCAAAUAAUAGCUUAAUAUAUCUUCCCUAACUUUCUCUUAAAAAUAGCUAAAAUUAACUCAGUUUUUAAAAUGAAUAAAAAGCUACUUAGGGUACUAAUUCAUUAAGCUCUGGACAAUUUUCAAAGCAUAACUUAAUUGGAGUUUUAUAAAGUGAUAAAAAGAUGUAUGAUGUUACUGAAUCUUCAGAUUAAGUUAAUUAUUUGAUGCUAUAAAUUUUUGAUAAGGCUAAAAUAUAUAAUUAUUACUAAAACUAAUAAAUUAAAAAAACCAAAGAUUUAUUUUUAAUAUUUAAGUGGAAUAUGUCUUAAGAUAGAGGAGUCUCUUACUUAAAUAAUUUGAAUUAUAGAGAAAAUAUUUUGCUUAAUGAAGAGGAUCAUAAAUUCUUUUAAGCAUUUCCAUACAAAUAAAGAGACUCUGAAGUACAAUCAGUGAGCUAUUCUUAAACAAGUAGAAGAGAUUUAUCUGCAAAUAACGAGGAAAAAAUUUAAGAAAACACGCAAGAUAACACAAUUUUAUAAGCAAUAGAUGAAGCAUAAAGGCAAUAGUACCAUAGUGUUUUGUAGUAAUAAGAAAAUUCUAUUAAGUACUUUUAAAAGUAGACUUUAAAGAAAUUACAAACAUAAAAAUUGGUAAUUAUAAAUACUGAUGUUAAUAUAAAGGACUUAGCAUAUAAAAAUGAGUAGACAAGUAAACUCAUGAAUAUUCUUAAACUUUUAGUAAAUAUAUAACAUUUCUUUAGAAUACUCUCUAUGAACUCUAGAAUUUUCAAUAAGCUUACCUAGCAUUAACACUAUUUAAUAAGUGAUAUAUCAAGCUCAUAUACAAAAAAUUUUAAUUUAAAAAAGGGUAACAAUAAAUUCAAUAUCUUUAACAACUCUUUAUAUUUUCUUAUUGAUUUAAUUCAUAAGUUAGAUAAAUAUGUAUUUACUCCUUAAAAUAAUUUAAUCAAAGCUUGGGAUACUUUAUAAUCAUUGCUAAUUAUAUUCUCUACUUUUCUAUUAAAUUUAGAACUUUUUUUUGGUAUGAAUAUUUCUAACUUCUAGUUAUUGUUUUAAGUCAUAUUUAUUGUCUCUAUAAUUGAUAUUUUAGUCGGAUUUAACACAGGAGUUCUUAAAAAAGGAAAUAUUAUCACUGAAAGAAACUUUAUUAUCAAGUCGUACAUUAAAAAUAGGCUUUUUUUUAGUUUAAUAGGAAAUAUACCUCUCUUUUUUUAUAUAUCCAAAGUAGAAGUUUCUACUACAAUGAGAAUUUUAGUCAAUAUUUUUUAUGCGUUUAAGUGGAAUAAGGUUUCAGAUGUAUUAAAACAGAUUGCAUUUUAUGUAUCUUACGAAAAAGAUCAUAAAAAUAUUUUCGAUCUUUUAAAGCUUCUAAUUUUUGUGAUAGGAAUUUGUCAUAUUUUCUGUUUGUUUUGGCAUGGGCUAGUAAUGUUUGAAAUUAAUAAUGGAAUAACAAAUAAUUGGUUGGAAAGUAAAAAUCUACUUAAUGCAUCUAUCUAAGAAAGAUAUAUUUAUUCCUUCUACUUUUUAGCUGUUACUAUGGCAACUGUAGGAUAUGGAGACAUCUCUCCUUAAAAUUAAUUUGAGGUUUUAUUUACAACAGUCACAAUUUUUGUUACAUGCAUUGUUUAUGCUUUUAGCUUAAAUACAAUUGGUGCAAUCAUAGAAAAUAUAGAAAAGAAGGACAAAAAAUACAAAGAAAAUUUGUAAAUAAUUCAUGCAUUAAUGAGGGAAGAAGAAGUUUCAAGAAAUCUUAAGAUAAAAAUAUCUGAUUACAUAAAAUAUCUUUAUAAAGAAUCAAACGAGAUUUAAAGGAAACAAGAAAAACUAAUAAUAGAAAAACUAUCAGCUAAAUUAAGAAAUGACCUCAAUUUAGAAAUUUAAGGAAAAUACUUAAGUAACAUUCCGUUAUUCAAGUAUUUUAAAGAGAAGGAUAAAGUAGCAAAGAUAAUGGAAGAGCAACUAUAUUCACCUUCAGAAAUUAUAUUCACUCAAGGGGACAUAGAUGAUUGCUCACUUUAUUACAUAGUUAAAGGAAGUGUUUCUAUCAUUUUUGAGUCUGGUUAAAAUUUAAAUAGAGAAGCAAUAUAAAUAGAACUUAAAUAAAAUAAAUAGUAUUUUGGAGAAAUUUCUUUCAUAACUGGAAAUCCUAGAACAUAUACAGCUAAAGCAACUGACUUUUGCAAAAUAUUUAAAAUUAAUAGAUAAUCAUUUUUAUCAGUAAUAAAAGAGCAUGACCAAGAUUAUGAAAAUUUUUAAAUGAUCAAAGAAGCAAUCACUUUUAGUAAUAAUUUUAAAUUUUGUUCGAUGUUUUGCUCAACCUGUAAAUCUGGAAAGCAUUUAUCUAUGCAUUGUCCCCGCACACAUUUAACAUUUACUAAAUAGAUUAUUAUUUCUAGAUAUAAUAGUAGCUCACCACAAGAAAGAGCUUCAUAUAACAGGAAACAUACUAAGAAAAAUUAUUUACAAAAAAAAAUGUAGCUUUAAUAGGCUGUAUUAUAAAUUAACAAUGUUGAGUCCUUAUCUGAAAUAAUUGAUUUUAUAGAAAAUGGAUCAUAUUAUUAAGACCAAUUUGAUAACGAAGCUAACUAUAAAUAGGAAAUUCAAUUAGGAUCAGAAAGAGGAAUACGCUUAAGAAAUAAUACUCAUUCUUCAAAUUUCAUUUCAACAAAAAAUGAUAAUUUUGGAAGUUAGCUAGAUACAAUAAGAAAAGCUUAAAAAUCAAUGGAAAACCAGCAAGAAAAAACUAUUGAUUAUUUAAAAAUAUAGCGUAAAAGUUACUUAAAUUAAUAAAACAAUUAACAACUAAAUGUCGAUCAAAAUAAUUAGACAUAAAAAUAAACUAAAAAAUCAUUCCUUUAUUCAGCCAGUCAAAACUAAUAAUUUAUUUAAGAGCUUUAAAAAUGUGAGCAAGUAGAUAUAAAAUAAAAUUCUUCAAUGAAUAACGAUGAAUUAUAACCAUAAUCUUAGCCUUCUAUAUCAUCAUUAACUUCUUAAAAUGAAAGAAAUGAUUCAAUUGAUUCUAGUUUAAGCAUAGAAAAUAAAAUAGAAAAUAAUCCUAAGCAGAAAAAAAGCUUUUUAAUACCAAAUUAUUUAGAAGACAAAUAUUUUGUUGAUAAACAAAAAAAUAAUAAUUAAUAAAACGAUAGAUCAAUUAAUUUAAUUUUAUUAGCAAAAGAACCUAAUUAAUUAGAAAAUAACUAAACUACAAUUUAAUUCAAUACCUCUAAAAUAACAGAAGGAUAAAUUACUAAAUUUAACAAUUUCCAAAUACCUGCUGAACUUUUAACAUUAAAAUAGUUUCAAUAACUGUCUUCAAAUUAUAGUUUAUAAAACCUUUCCUAACUUUCUCUUAAAAAUAGCUAAAACUAAUACAGUCUAUAAAAUGAAUAAAAAGUUAAUUAGGGUACUAAUUCAUAAAGCUCUGGUUAGUUUUCAAAACAUAACUAAAUUGGAAUUUUAUAAAGUGAUAAAAAAAUUGAUGAUAUUACUGAAUCUUCAGAUUAAGUUAAUUAUUUGAUGCUAUAAAUUUUUGAUAAGGCUAAAAUAUAUAAGUAUUAUUAACCUCACUUUAACUAUACGGAAAUUGUUUAAAAAUGGAUAAAAAACAACUAGAAAAUAAAUCCAAUUUUAAAUUAGUUUUAAAUGAAUGAUAUAAGUAUGAAUGAAUUAGUCAUCACUAAAAAUUGA